AUGCAGGAAAGCUACCUACAGGAAUUGUUCGCCGAGCGCAUCGGCGGCAGAAACUACGGCAAAGACACGGCGGUGUAUAAAUUCGAGAAGAUCCGCCGCGCCCGCGACGCCGCCGUCGCGGCGCGUCCCGACCUGGCGUUGAUCGACAUGGGCGUUGGCGAGCCGGACGGCAUGGCCUAUCCAGGCGUCGUUAACGCGCUGAGCGAGCAGGCAGCGAUGCCCGAAAACCGCGGCUAUUCCGACAACGGCCUGCCGGAGUUCAAAGAGGCCGUCGCGCAGUACAUGGCGCGCGUGUACGGCGUGGACCUUGACCCGGCCAGCGAGAUCACCCACGCCGUCGGCGCCAAGAACGCCCUGGCUUUCCUGCCAACGUGCUUCAUUAACCCGGGCGACGCCGUCAUUACGACCGCUCCGGGCUACCCGGUCCUCGGCACCCACUGCCGCUGGUACGGCGGCGACGUUUACACCCUGCCGCUGUUGGAGGAGAACGCUUACCUACCCGACCUCAGCAGUCUGACAGACGAGCAGUUGGCAAAGGCCAAAAUCCUCCUCUUCAACUACCCGAACAACCCGACCGGCGCGGUGGCGACCCCCGAAUUCUUCGAAGAAGUCGUGGCCUUCGCCAAGCAGCACAAACUACUGGUGGUGCAGGAUGCCGCCUACGCCGCCCUGGUAUUCGAGGGCCAGCCGUUGAGUUUUCUCUCCAUUCCGGGCGCGAAGGAGGUGGGGGUGGAAAUCCACAGCAUGUCCAAGGCCUUCAACAUGACGGGAUGGCGCCUGGCCUGGAUUUGCGGCAACGAAUUGGCGGUGCGGGCGUUCGCCGACACCAAGGACAACUUCGACUCCGGCCAAUUCAAGGCCAUCCAGAUGGCGUCCACGUACGCCUUGCAGCACCCCGAAAUCACCGAGGAAAUCGCCGACAAGUACAACCGUCGCCUGGCGAUGCUGGCAGAUGCCCUCAGCACUAUGGGCUUCGAGGCGAAAAAACCGGCAGCCUCUUUCUUCCUGUACGUUCGGGCGCCUCGGGGCGUCGUGGGCGGUCAGCGGUUCGACACCGGGGAGGAUUUCUCGCAGUUUCUCAUCCGCGAGAAGCUGAUCUGCGCCGUGCCGUGGGACGACGCCGGGGCGUAUAUUCGGUUCUCGGUGACAUUCCAGGCCGCCUCGCUGGAGGAAGAGAAGGACAUCGUGCGCGAGAUCGGCGCGCGCCUGUCGGACGUGCCGUUCGAGUUUUAG
Geodia barretti is the source of this 1233-nucleotide messenger RNA. Lineage: Eukaryota; Metazoa; Porifera; Demospongiae; Tetractinellida; Geodiidae. The record is from the annotation of a GenBank genome assembly.